UCGGCCCCGUAUCGUCAGUCCGUCACACAGAGCGACAGGGUCGGGUGGGUCAAGCAGUGAGCCAAGGGCGAGUGACGAAGCCCUAAGGUUACGAGAUCAGAUCUGAUGCAGUCGUGUUAAUAAACCGGACAUUUCAAUUUCCCAUCGAUCUCUCCACGAUUACUAGUCGCCGGUCGUGAAGCCGGUUCAGUGCGCAUUUGCAGUACAAAAGAGACUUGUGAUAUUUUUCUAGCGUUUAAGUUCCGAAACGGAACGCUUUAAAUUUUUUAUCGUAAUAAAAAGUGUACAAUAUAAGUAAAAAUUUGGAAAACAUGGAGAUUCUACCUGUCAACAACCAGUUUAAUGUGGGAUUCAACAGUGAAAAAUCAUGGAAUGGGCCGACAUGGCGGGAAGCGCCGAUGCCGGUGCCGACGGAAGCGGCGCUGGCUCAGAGGCUCGAGCGGGAACUACGAGCCGCGAAGGGAGCCAGCGAGCUCGCCGCCGCGGAGGUGCUGGUGCCCGCGGAGCUGCUCGCCCGAGCGUCGCGGCAAACACUCGCGCUCGCCGAGGGGGAGCCGUGCGGGGCGCGGGGGGCGGCCGUCAUCAUCGACGUCGCCGGCAGGAGGCUCGCCGCCUUCAAGAUAGACCCCAACACGCUCACCACGCACGAAAUACAUCUACAUUUAGAACACGAUUCAACGAACUGGACUAGCCUGUUGCCGCAAUUCUUAAAAAAUUUAACGCGGAGCGGCACCAUCAUAAUCAGCCCACAGUUCACGAUAGAAAAGAAGAAACUCUUCCGAGGCCAGGCCGAGUGAACCGCCUGUGAUACAAGCGCGCGAUUCGAGCGAGCCGACUGACUGCCCUCCUCGAUAUCUACGUAUCGUUAUUUUAACAAAUAUCAAUAUUAUUAUAUGUAUAUUAAUUAUUAUAUAUUUUUAAUAAGAGAAAAAAGCACAGCGUGAUAUGUAAUGUAUAGAUUAUAGAGUAAGCGCGCGGAAGCGCACUUUAGUUAGCGCGCGGGCCGCAGCGCGCACGCAGCCGGUGGCAACUAGUGAUGUGACAUGCACUUUGUCAAUGCAAAGUGUCGAUGUCGAUACUGUGCGUGCCGGCCGGCUGCGUGCGCGGUGCGGUUGCGGCGGCGCGCGGCGGCGAGCGCCGAUCUCUCCCUGAUGUUCGUCUCCCUGCCCACCGCUACGCCCGCCUCCCCGCGCCGCCUGUACUUAUGUUAAUCAUUGUAUGAUGAUUGUUUGUAUUUUAUUAAUGAAUAUUUUAAUGAUUGUGAGUCGGUUGGACGCGUGAGUGGCGUGGCGGCGCUCGGUGCGCACCCCCUGAUCUCAGUCGCCGCCGCGCGUGUGAUACUGAUACCCUGAUCGAUUUAGUCUUAGAUAUUAUUUUUUGUUUCGAGUUCAAUUCUAUCUGAAGUUGAGUAGAUGGUAUAUUUCAUGUAUCGUAAUCGUAUUUAUUAGAGCGGCCUCCGUGGAGGCCGAUGAUAUGUGUACGUUUUGUAAUUGUACUAGUUCGUACAUUUGUUUGUGAUACUACUUUUGUAAUGUAUAAAUUUAAAUGGAGAAAAUAUACUUUUAUGAAUGAGAGAACACGCAAGCAGAUUAUGAAGUAGCCGUAUGUGAUGAGCGAAAGGAGGCAAUAUGGACGCGCGGGGCCUUGGGCCCCCUGCAAAGAUCUCAGGUUACAUUAUUAAUAGUUAUAAAAAGUAUUAAGUUAUUUAAGUUAAUAUAAAGAUUGUAAUUUUUUGUAAGAUUGUUUUCUAUCGCCGCGCAAAGCAGCGUUAUUGUAGUCCAGUGGGAGAAAAGUUGAGAGUACUAUCAAUACAUGUUGUAUAACUGACACUAUGUUCAUUGCAGUCAAAUGCAUUUCUUCAUACAGUUUCAUUGUUACAUUAAAUGUAAUUCAAUAGACUAACCGUUUUUUAAACGAAAUCUAAAUGUUUGUAGGGUCCAGUGUUUUGAACGCACAAUAUCAUAGUACUAGAAUUCACUUUCAUCAAAAAAUAAUUAAAAAUGCUACAAAAACAUUUUACUUCUUGAAAUCGACAUAUACAAAACUAACAAUAAUAAUAUAUAAAUGUAUCAAUUGUUUAUAAUUGAUAUUUAUUUGAUAAGUCGUAAACAUUGUAGAAAUUAUUGAAAAAAAAUACAUAGUUUCAAUAAUCGAAGU
This is a messenger RNA of Diatraea saccharalis (sugarcane borer), 2157 nucleotides long. NCBI's taxonomy places the organism in Eukaryota, Metazoa, Arthropoda, Insecta, Lepidoptera, Crambidae. The record is from the annotation of a GenBank genome assembly.